UGGAUAUUGAAAAUCCUAUCAUUAGACUGGUCAUAAAAGGCUGAGAUCACACAUGUUGAAUGUUGAUAGGAAUAAUAGAAGCACAAAUAUAGUCAAAUCUUGAUGGCAUGGUCGGGCUUGGGGAUUCUCUUAAUAUCAAAACAAGAUUCGAUUUUCUCCUAAUGUCUGCAUUUUUUCAGCAAAUAUCUGCUACCCUUUUAUCCAUGCAUUUUCUUGGUGACUCGAUCUUUAAACAAAACUGGAUUUUCCAGCUAUUAUAACUAUAUCUAAUUUGUGGACCAUACCCACCAUUUCUCCAGUCUAUUUAAGCCUGCGACCAUUUCACCAAUCUAAUCUAAUUUGUAAAGUAUUAAAUAAGUUCAUUUCACCAGGAAAGGAUCAAAUCAGAGUUGGGAAAUGGGUUCCAAAAACGUUGGAAAUGGGUUGUCUGCACUUGUAGUAGACGAUGACCCAGUUGCUCAGAGGAUCCACAAGGUGCUCUUGGACAGAUGCGGUCUCAAAACUCAGGUGGUCAAGAACGGGGAGGAAGCCGUCGUGCUCCACCGCUCCGGUGCUCAAUUUGAUCUUGUUCUGAUGGACAAAGAAAUGCCGGUUAAAGAUGGUGUCCAUGCUACACGAGAGCUGCGGGAAAUGGGUGUGAAGAGCAUGAUAGUGGGCGUGACUUCGCUCGGACCCGGUCCAGACAUGGUUGCAUUUAUGGGGGCUGGGCUCAACCAGUGCUUCACAAAACCCCUCACUCCUGAAAUUGUUUACCGCCUGGUGGUAAGCUCCACCGAGAAGUGACAAACACAGAUUUGGGGAAUAUCUUGUUUUAGAGUAUUUUACUUAUUUGGUAUUUGUCAAUUGUCGUGCUAUAAUUUUUUGACAAACUUGUAAUUUAUAAAUUUAUCAAGCAAUAUAAUACAGAAAACUGUCAUCUGUUCUCUUAGCAAUUUAUUUAGCACCAACUCGGCUACUC
Cuscuta europaea is the source of this 958-nucleotide messenger RNA. NCBI's taxonomy places the organism in Eukaryota, Viridiplantae, Streptophyta, Magnoliopsida, Solanales, Convolvulaceae. The record is from the annotation of a GenBank genome assembly.